This is a messenger RNA of Linepithema humile (Argentine ant), 1367 nucleotides long. NCBI's taxonomy places the organism in Eukaryota, Metazoa, Arthropoda, Insecta, Hymenoptera, Formicidae. The record is from RefSeq and is a predicted model, not a curated record.
UUGUCCUUUGAUGUGAAAGAAAUGUCAAACGUUGAGACUAGAAUCCAAGAGGCAUUUCAUAUUCUAUCACAAGAAGCAAAAGAAUUGUACUUACAAAGUGAAGUUGCACAAAUAAAUCAUGCAAUUACACCACUCACUUUCUUUCGAGAGUAUGUUUCGAAAAAUAUACCAUUAAUUAUAAAAGGAGCGGUAAAACAUUGGCCUGCCGUGAGCAAAUGGUCUAUACCAUUCUUUCGCAAAGUGCUUGGCGAUGAGACAGUAGCAGUUGCUGUAACACCAAAUGGUUAUGCAGAUGCUGUAGCUAGGAAAGAUGACGGUAACGAGUUUUUUGUAAUGCCCGAGGAACGUUUACUCACAAUGUCGGAAUUUCUCGAUACACUAGAAAACACAAGGGAAGAUAGUAUAUUCUACAUCCAGAAACAGAACUCAAAUUUUAUAAACAGCUUUUGCAAGUUGUGGUCAGAUGUGGAGGUGGAAAUGUCGUGGGCUAAUGAGGCAUUUGGCAAGCACCCUGAUGCCGUGAACUUCUGGAUGGGGGAUGAAAGAGCUGUAACUUCCAUGCACAAAGAUCCUUAUGAGAACGUAUAUUGCGUUGUAUCUGGUGAAAAGAAUUUCAUUUUACAUCCGCCUACGGAUUUACCGUGGAUUCCGUAUGAAAAUUAUCCGUCCGCUGUUUAUAAAGAACACGAAUCCGGGAAGUGGACCAUUGAACCCACAAUUAAUGAAACGUAUACCUCAGAACACAUCGCAAGUUCAACACCAUGGAUAUGCAUAGAUCCUCUAAAUCCGGACUACAAAAAGUUUCGUAUAUAUGUAACAUACAGUUUGUUAUCUUUUUUUUUCAUAUCAUAUUUAUUUAAGAGAUUAAUAAACGAAAGAUUUUUACUUAUAGAUAUCCAGAAUAUCGUAAUGCACACACUUUGCGAGUCACACUCGAAGCUGGUGACGCGCUGUAUUUGCCAUCCCUAUGGUUCCACCAUGUUACGCAGUCUCACGCUUGUGUAUCCAUCAAUUAUUGGUACGAUAUGGAAUUCGACAUCAAGUAUGCGUACUUCAGAGCGCUCGAGACGUUGUGCAAAUGAACAAGUUAGUUAAGGCACGCUUCGAAACGUUUAUGUACGUAAAUUGUGCUAUUUUACUUUUAAAACCAGCAUUCGGUGUAUAUAAGAGAUUGAAGAAAUUAUACGUUGCAUAUGCGUCCAACAUAUAACUAUGUCAUACAUACCAUAAUCAUACACUAAUAUCAAGACAUCUAUAUAUUUCAUAUCUCCUAAUUAAUACAGUAUUGAUAUAUUCGUUAAAUUAAAUGCACAUAUCUGUAUUGUUAUGCCAAUUAACGAUGUAAAGAUGUCGCCAUUCAAGCGCUA